CGCGCCGGAAGAGAAGACGGCCUCUUUCCCAGCCAUCUUUGGGUUUACUAGCAGCGAGCUUAGCGCUCCGGCCUCGCACAAUCCGAGGAACAUCCACCGCUGGAGGGGCCAUCAUGCCCGGGCACCUGCAGGAAGGCUUCGGCUGCGUGGUCACCAACCGGUUCGACCAGCUAUUUGACGAUGAAUCCGACCCGUUCGAGGUCCUGAAGGCGGCCGAGAACAAGAAGAAGGAGGGCCCCGCGGGCCCCGGCCAGGGAUCAGGCAAGACCGCGGCUCAGGCCGCCAAGCAGCUCCGCAAGGAGUCCCAGAAGGAGCGCAAGAACCCGCUGCCCGAGAAGAAGGAGGACACCCCACCGCCGGUGGCGCUCAAGAAGGAGGGUAUCAGGAGGGUUGGCAGAAGGCCUGACCAGCAACAACCACAACAGCAGGCACCUCAGCAGCAGGCUCCACAAGCCCCACAGGGCGAAGGGAAGCCCAUCGACAGGAGACAGACAGACAGACGGCCUCCCCGUGAACGCCGCUUUGAAAAGCCAGUUGAAGAGAAGGGUGAAGCUGGAGAAUUCUCUGUGGAUAGACCCAUCAUUGAACGACCUGUUCGUGGACGUGGCGGCCCUGGAGGAAGAGGACGUGGUGGACGCGGACGUGGGUUGGGCAGAGGAGAUGGCUUUGACUCCCGUGGCAAACGUGAAUUUGACAGACAUAGUGGCAGUGACAGAGCUUCUUCACAUUUUAGUGGCCCGAAGCAUGAGGAUAAGCGUGGUGGCAGUGGACAACACAACUGGGGAAAUGUUAAGGAUGAGAUGAGUGAAUUGGACCAAAGCACCGUCACUGAGGAAGCCCCUGAAGCAGAGGAACAACCAGUUGUCGACUCUGAAAACAAGGAAAACGAGGCAGGCGAAGGGCCCAAGGAAGAGGGUCCUAAGGAAAUGACUUUGGAUGAAUGGAAGGCGAUGCAAGAUAAGGAACGCGCAAAAGUUGAAUUUAACAUCCGGAAACCAAAUGAAGGCGCUGACGGCCAAUGGAAAAAGGGAUUUGUCCUUCACAAGUCAAAGAGUGAAGAGAUCAAUGUAGAUGACAGCUUGCAAACAAUUGUUCACGCGGAGUCUGAUGCUUUUGACCAUCACUUCCGUAAGCCUGCAAAUGAUAUCACUUCACAACUUGAGAUCAACUUUGGCGAUCUUGGCCGGCCUGGCCGAGGUGGCCGAGGCGGCCGGGGUGGUCGUGGCCGCGGUGCAAGGCCAAGCCGUGGAGGGAAAAUUGACAAGGUAACGCCUUUAGAAAACAACUUCACUGAGCCAAGGCGCGUCGGGAAGACUUACCAGUCAAGCGAUUCUUCUGCUCCUGACGUAGAUGACCCAGAAGCUUUCCCAGCUCUGGCGUAAACUGGCUGAGUCCAACCCUGGUGCCCUUGAGGCCCCUUCUACGAGGCUUGCAUGCUUAAGGAUCCUGAAACAACUCCUCCAAAUUAAGGAAAAAAAAAAAUAACCCAAGACUGUCAGUCAUACCUUUCACACCUAUGGACUGAAUUUUAUCUGUUUUGAAAAUGGACUUCUCUUGCUACGCAGAAGCAAACUCAUAUGGUAGUCCAGUUUUGUAUUAGAGAUGUAAUGGUAGCAGGGACAUUUUCAUAAUUUUUUCAGAGAUUAUGCAUUCUUCAUGAAUACUUUUUUGUAUUGCUGCUUGAAAAUAUGCGUUUCCAAACUUGAAAUAUAGGUGUGAACAGUGUGUACCAGUUAAAGUUUUCAUUUUCAUCCGUGUUUUUAUUCUCCACAAACAGGAGGGGUUUUUGUUUUAUUUGCAAACUGUAAAUCUUGCUUUAACAUUUUUAGAAUUCCUCUUUACAGCUGCAUAUUUGGGAAAGGCUAGCUUUAAUUGGCAGAGUUGAAUCAGCUUAAAAAAAAAAAAAAUUGUUGGCCGUCUAAUCUUUUGUUUGGGAGAAGAUAAAUUUCGCCUUGGUUGUGGAGAUUUUUAAACACUCAACCCUUUAAAUGCCAGCCAGGGGAGGAGCGCAAUUGCUCAAUCCUUGGGCAUUCAUCGGGUGUCACGAAUUCCAGGUACACUGCUAAUUUGGGAAGCAAUUCUCCACCCUCACCUGCCAAUGCUUGUGUGUGUUUGCAAACCUACCCUGAGUUACUGUCAGAACCUUCUGUGCCACCUGAACUAGACUUGUGCUGCGUAUUUCUUCAGCACCCAAACCUGCGUUCUCCGUCGGCACAAUGUCACAGAAACAAAACCUCAAAGUGGGUUAAACUUCACGUAAGAUCAACUUUCCCUGGAAUGUUGCUGCAGUUUAUCACACGUAGUACAUCCAUCACAAUGUUCCUUUCUUUUUAUGGCCCUUUCUGGAAAAUUGAGAUACCAAACAAGAUCAUAAUAUUCUGUUCCAUAUGCUGCAAUCCUUGUAUGAAGAGACAUAUUAUAUAUAAAUAUUUUGUUUUUUAAGAGCACUAGGGAAGGGUUAAUGGUCACGGUGGAUAACCUACAUCAUUAUAGGAGGUUACCAGUUUUCUUGGAAAGUAAAAACAAACCCCUUUUUGCUUUGAAAUUUGUCUACUAUCUCAGCUUUUGGGCUUCGAUGGCUGGUUGACAGAUGAAUGUUUUCUCACCUAAAGGGUGGUAAUACAAAUCCCACUUCCCUUUGGGCUUUUUAGCUUAUUUAAAUUGUUCCUAUGAUGUAAACAUUACCACUUAAACAAAAACAACAAAAAAAAAACUACAAGACACAAUAGGAUAACUAAGAGAAAAAAAAAAAUAACAAAACAUCAAAAAAGAAAAAAAAACAGUUGUCUACAGUGUUAGAAGAUACUGCUUUUAUUUAAUAUUCUUUUUACAUUUUUUAGCAGGCUUUAAAUUUGUAGGUUCUUAUCUGCAUAGGUUAAUUGAAAAAAAUAAAUAUUAUUGCCCUAUUUUUAUAAAAGUUGUACAGAAGAGGCAACAAAGUAUUUGAAACAUGCAAAAACCACAAUUGCCACCUUGCGUUCUGCGGAAUGUCAGAAUCUGGUGUGAUUGGUGGUUUGUUUUGGUUUUUUUUUCCCCCCCUCAACAGGCUAGUUUAUUUUAUGGUUUGUUUUUUUGAUCGAUUUUUAUUCCAAAUAAUUUACUUUAGGACUACAAGCCGGGGCAUCGGUGACCACAUUGGUGCAUUAACCUAUAAAUGAAGUAAGCCUUCACAAAAUACAUUUUUUUCAGCAUCUGACUCAAAUUUAGUUGCCUGUGUCUGUGGGGAUUGUUUGUGCUCGGUUUGGGACAAUCACAAAUACACUUGAUAAGUAUUUUAGGAAAUUGCAUUUUCCACCUGACCGUAAACAAGCAUUUGAAUUUCGCAGUGGGAAUUUGAACCUUGAUGUGCAAUUGAUUCAUUUUAAAUCAAUAUUGAAAUAGAUGAUCCUUGCUGGCUCUGCGGACUUGUGUCUGGUUUAUGUUUGAGAUUUUUGGAACCUGUAUUAAAAUCUCAUGGUACUAGCCUAUUAGGAAUGUUUAAGUUUUCCAAACUCUCCUCCCUUUGGCUAAGUUCCCAUACAGGUUUAAGAUUGAUUAGAAGUGUUUAUGCACAUGUGACUGUGCAGGGUACAAACAUAAAAAUAAAAUAAAUCUAUCAACAGUCCUAGCUCUUGGCAACAGGCAAUUUGAGAUAUUGGUCAAUAUCCAUCAGUAAACUGCUGCUGUUUCUCUUGUGUUUGUAAAUUUGCCUCUUCAAUCCAUUUCUUUGUGAACUAAAACUGUGACCUUAUCUGUCUGGUGGAUGCUUAUUGAAUUAAAGGUUAAUUUUCAUGCUUU
Molecule: messenger RNA, 3777 nt
Organism: Pelobates fuscus (common spadefoot toad)
Lineage: Eukaryota; Metazoa; Chordata; Amphibia; Anura; Pelobatidae
Gene: SERBP1
Product: SERPINE1 mRNA binding protein 1
Exons: 9
Coding region: 114-1382 (422 amino acids)
Cellular component (GO): cytoplasm; nucleus
Molecular function (GO): mRNA 3'-UTR binding
Source: RefSeq, a predicted model, not a curated record